Molecule: messenger RNA, 617 nt
Organism: Thlaspi arvense
Lineage: Eukaryota; Viridiplantae; Streptophyta; Magnoliopsida; Brassicales; Brassicaceae
Source: the annotation of a GenBank genome assembly
AUGUGCACAUGGUCAUUGAUAGCGGGAAGAUUGCCUGGACGAACCGACAACGAAGUAAAGAUCCAUUGGGAAACUUACUUAAAGAAGAAACUCAUGAAAAUGGGAAUCGACCCAUCCAAUCAUCGUCUCUACCAUCACACCAACUACAACAUUUCCAGGCGAUUCCUCGAUUCCCCUCUUAAGGAACAUGAAACCAAUAUCAUUAGUGAUCAAUCUUCUUCGGUGUCCGAAUCAUGUGAUGAUAGCCGUUUGCCUGACCUCAACAUCGGUCUCAUCCCGAUGAAGACCAUGACUUCCUCGCCAGUUUGUUGCCUUCAAGACUCUAGCGAAUCCUCUAACUAUGGUUCAACAAGUCAAGAAACGCUUCUUCUUUUCCGAUGAAAAGAGAGUGUAAAGAGCUGUUCAACCUCGAGAUUAGUGGAUGAAAUCGAAUACCUAAGUGCUGCAUCCGAUUCACCGGUCCAAUUUGUACACCUCUUGCUAAAUAAAGUUAUAUCACAAAGGCAUAUAUUAUACUCCCUAUGUUUUUUUAUAUAUGAUGUUUAAGGUUUUGCACAUAAAUUAAGAAAUUAUUUAAUUUUCUCUUUUUCCAAAAUAAAACAUCAAUUCUAAAACAA